Molecule: messenger RNA, 357 nt
Organism: Fonsecaea nubica
Lineage: Eukaryota; Fungi; Ascomycota; Eurotiomycetes; Chaetothyriales; Herpotrichiellaceae
Exons: 3
Coding region: 1-357 (118 amino acids)
Source: RefSeq, a predicted model, not a curated record
AUGGAAGGCAACAAGGCCCAAGAUAAAACUAUGGAUACAGUUCCUGGAGGCGAAACCCCUCAAUACGAGUCCAUAAAGACGGCGACCGUGCCCACCUCGAAACAAAGAGGUCAACUGGGCAGUGGCUCCAAUACCAUGGAGAACCCCUCCACGUCUGAAGACCGGGGAAAGCAGAGAGCAAACAAUAUAAGAUAUGGCCAGAAUAUAUCAGAGUCCGGCAUGGGUGGUAAGACAGUGGCGCAGGAUGGCCAGGCCGGUCAACAAGGUGGAUAUGGAGGAACACCAGACCAGGCCGAAGGACAGAAGGAUACCAGACCGCAGCAGGGGUACGGAGCAGGAAGCGGGGUCGGGGCAUAG